AUGGCUUUUCGGGCAAACUCUGGAACACUCCGGAGAUGGGGCCUGGGGUCCCGAUCCCGGUGGGUGGGGAGUGUUCGUGGAUUGGCGACUGUGACGGAUGCCGCGCGAGGAUAUGAUGUCGUGGUCAUCGGCGGCGGACAUGCCGGAGCGGAAGCCUGCGCGGCGGCGGCGCGCUCCGGCGCACGAACGGCGUUGAUCACCCCCUCGCGCUCGAACAUCGGCGUGUGCUCGUGCAAUCCGAGUUUCGGCGGUAUUGGCAAGGGGACGAUGAUCCGCGAGGUGGACGCGAUGGACGGCGUGGCCGGCCGCACCAUCGACAAGGCCGGAGUGAUGUUCCGGACGCUGAACCGCUCCAAGGGUCCCGCCGUUUGGGGCCCGCGCGCGCAGAUCGAUCGCGAUCUCUACAAGAAGUAUAUGCUGGAGGAGCUGAGUUCCACCGAGGGGCUGAGUAUUGUGGAGGGCAAGGUGGGCGAUAUUGUGGUGUCGAAGGAGGGCGUGGAGGAUCUGCCGGGGGCGCAGGGCAAGAUUGUCGGGGUGCGGCUGGAGUCCGGCGAGGUGAUCUCCACGAGUCGCGUGGUGAUCACGACGGGCACGUUCUUGGGCGGGGAGAUUCAUAUUGGGCUUGAAGCGUAUCCUUCGGGGCGGAUGGGCGAGGCGGCGACGUUUGGGCUGAGCAAGUCCCUCCGUGAGGCUGGGUUUCAGCUCGGUCGCUUGAAGACGGGGACGCCGCCGCGGUUGGAUCGGAAGACGAUCGACUUUGCGCCGUUGGAGGUCCAGGAGGGCGACCAUCCGCCCCAGCCUUUCUCCUAUCUGAAUGAUGCUGUGCAGGUUGGCGAUGAGGGCCAACUCAACUGCUGGAUGACGUACACUAAUGAAGCCGUGCAUGAUAUCGUGCGGGCCAACCUCGACAAGACUAUACACAUUCGCGAGACGGUCAAGGGUCCGCGGUACUGUCCCUCGUUGGAGUCUAAGAUCAUCCGCUUCGGACACAAGGACAGGCACAUGAUCUGGCUCGAGCCUGAAGGAUUUGCGCCCAACGAUGUCAUCUACCCCAACGGUAUCUCGAUGACUAUCCCCGCCGACGCGCAGUAUGCCAUGCUCCGCAAGAUUCAUGGACUGGAGAACGUGAUCAUGCUGCAACCUGGCUACGGAGUGGAAUACGACUACAUCGACCCGCGCAACCUGUGGCCGACGCUGGAAACCAAACUCAUUAGCGGGCUGUAUCUGGCCGGCCAGAUCAACGGGACGACGGGAUACGAGGAAGCUGCCGGUCAGGGUAUCAUUGCUGGCACGAACGCCGGCCUGUCCGCGCAGGGCCGCAAGCCGCUCACCCUGCGCCGCUCCGACGGGUUCAUCGGCAUCAUGAUCGACGACCUGAUCACCAAGGGCGUCUCCGAGCCCUACCGCAUGUUCACGACGCGCAGCGAGUACCGCAUCUCGACGCGCGCGGACAACGCCGAUCUGCGCCUCACGCGCAUGGCCCGCGAGGCCGGCGUGGUCUCCGACACCCGCUGGCGCCAGUUCACCGAGACGGAGGCGCAGAUCCAGGAGCUGCAGACCCUGCUCACCAACACCCGGCUGUCGUCCUCCGCCUGGGCCCGACUCGGCUUCCCGUCCCGCAUCGACGGGUCUGUCCGCUCCGCCAUGGAUCUUCUGUGCCUUCAGGAGACGGGUAUUGACUCGCUGAUCCCCCACAUCGAGUCCCCGACGGGCACCGUCUACAAUGCGAACUCGUUCGCACCGGAGAUCCGGUCCCGUGUCGCCAUCGAGGGUCGGUACGCGCCCCACGUCGCGCGCCAGGAGGCUGCGGCCCGCAAGGCCCUGCAGGACGAGAAUCUGCUUCUCCCGCCGGACAUGAACUACAAGGCGGUCCAUGGUCUCAGCGCGGGCGAGGUCGAGGUCCUGACUCGCAUCCGCCCGGUGAGCGUGGGGAUGGCGCGGCGACUGGAGGGCGUGACUCCUGCGGGGGUGCUGAGGGUUCUGAUGUAUGUGCAUCGGUCCGGGACGGUGGGUCGCACGCCUGUGGCGGCGGAGGGGCUGGAGGAGACGCCUGAGGAUGUCCUGACGCAGGCUCCUUAA
This is a messenger RNA of Aspergillus uvarum CBS 121591, 2079 nucleotides long. RefSeq names its product tRNA modification protein MTO1. Gene Ontology annotation, biological process: tRNA methylation; tRNA wobble uridine modification. Gene Ontology annotation, cellular component: cytosol. The transcript is spliced from 2 exons. Gene Ontology annotation, molecular function: flavin adenine dinucleotide binding. Lineage: Eukaryota; Fungi; Ascomycota; Eurotiomycetes; Eurotiales; Aspergillaceae. The record is from RefSeq and is a predicted model, not a curated record. The coding region runs from base 1 to 2079 and encodes 692 amino acids.